Molecule: messenger RNA, 502 nt
Organism: Paramecium pentaurelia
Lineage: Eukaryota; Ciliophora; Oligohymenophorea; Peniculida; Parameciidae
Source: the annotation of a GenBank genome assembly
AUGAAAAAAUCGAUUGUUGAAUGUGAUUUGGAUGAAUAAAUUGCUGAUGAAUAAACUAAUUUAAAUGAGAGGAAGGAUUAAUUAAUAAUAUAACACAAUAAAAUUAAGCAAACUAUUUAGCAUUUUUGUGAUUAAACAUAUAUCUCAUCAAGUAUAAACAUAAAUCCAUCGAAAAUUUAAAUAAUGAAUGCUGCAGUGUAUGAAGAUUUAAUGAGUUACAUAGCAAAUUUUGUAAACCAAUAAGACAUGAAUUUAGUGUUAAGCUUAUCUAGUAUUGAUCAUCAGAGUUAAAAUAGAUUACAAAAUUAUACGCUUAAACACUCAAUAAUAAUUGAAUUUGAUUAGAAAUUAUAAUAAGAGCUUUUAUAAACAAUAGAAAAAAUCCUAAUACAUGUUGGUGAAAAAAUAGAACAAAUUUGCAUUAAUGCUUAUUUACAUGGGGAUCAAAAUUUAAACAAUGAAUUGUAAGUACUACUUAAUUAAUAUAUGAAUAUUUUAUGAA